Botrytis sinoallii is the source of this 1146-nucleotide messenger RNA. RefSeq lists its product as uncharacterized. Lineage: Eukaryota; Fungi; Ascomycota; Leotiomycetes; Helotiales; Sclerotiniaceae. Bases 1 to 1146 code for a protein of 381 amino acids. The record is from RefSeq and is a predicted model, not a curated record. The transcript has a single exon. Gene Ontology annotation, molecular function: iron ion binding; monooxygenase activity; heme binding.
AUGCUCGAUUUCGCAAAGCUUUUCAGCAAGCAUUCUCAGACAGAGCCACAAAGUCAUGAACCAACUGUUAAAAAAUACAUAGAUCUAUUGAUUCUUCGAUUGAAUGAAGCUAUCGCUGGGCAGCGUACAGAUAAUGGUACUGUUGAUUUAGUGCAAUGGUUGAACUUUACAACAUUUUACAUCAUCGGAGAUCUGGGAUGGGGUUCGUCUUUCAAAUGCAUUCAAGAGAGCUCAUAUCAUCCGUGGAUUAAAGUAGUUCUUCAUUUCAAAGCCGUUCUUAUUGCAAACUCUAUCAAAUACUAUCCAUUGCUUGAAGCAUUUCUCAUGAAAAUCACCCCAGCUUCAGCUCUCGAAGAUCUACGUCAAGCCCUUGAGACAGGUCAUCUUAGGGUCCAAGACCGACUUCGUCAUGACGUCAACCAACCUGAUAUUAUGUCUCAUGUUAUCGAUCACAACAAGUCUUCGACCGAGAUACCCCUUUCAACGGGGGAAAUAGAGAUGAACUCCAUGGCCUUGAUUGUUGCAGGCAGCGAGACUCUAACGACUACUUUAACCGCCGCAAUACACUUUUUACUUGAGAAUCCCAACUGUCCAGAGACCUUGGAAAGGGAAAUACGCACAAACUUUAGCACGGAAGAGCAAAUUACCAACGAGUCCACAAUUUCGCUGCCGUAUCUUAUGGCUGUGCUCAACGAGUCGCUACGAAUGUCUCCCCCACUUCCUGAUAGUCUGAGGCGCGAAGCACCGAGUGGAGGUGCUACAAUCGUAGGUCAUUUUGUUCCCGGAGGCACAACUGUUUCGGUGGCAUGCUGGUCUCUUUUCCAUUCAUCAAGCAAUUUUGCGUCACCAGAUGAAUUUAUGCCCGAGAGAUGGUUGGACAAUUCUGGAAAUCGGACCUUUAUGAACAAGCAAGCUGAUUCCGAAAACGUAUUUCAUCCGUUCUCGCUCGGGGCACACAAUUGUAUCGGUCAGCCACUCGCUUGGAUGGAGAUGCGGCUUAUUCUUUCGCGACUUAUUUGGAACUUUCAUAUCCAAGUCCCUAGCGGGGAGACGUUGCAGAAUUGGACUGACCAGAAGAUCUUUUGGACUUGGGAUAAAUUCCCACUCAAUGUUCAGCUUAUGAGUGUCGAGCACUCUGAAAAUUAG